AUGACACCCCUCCGAAACGUUCUCCAGAGACCUUUCAAGAGCUUUCAAACUUCCUCGCGAACGACCUCGAGCCCCUCUACGGUCAAGCCAGUAACGACGCCGCCCCCACCGUCGCGACCUGUCGCACCUGUGCAGCCGACUUCGAACGCGCUUCCCACCAUCCAAAUCGGCGCUGUGCCGAACGGGAACAGAACGUCGUAUUUCAUCGGAUUUUACAGGCAACCGCAACCCAACCGCAAUCAGGUGCCGAUUAUCCAGCGAACCGCUACUCAGGGAUUAGGGAUAUUAACUUAUACCUACAACCCUUCAUUUGGAUAUACGAGUUUAAAUCCGUGGGUUCAACAAACGGACUUUUACUAUCCAGUGGAAUAUUUUCCGUAUCUGUCAACACUCGGCCAGGAUUCGGCGUUUGCUCCCCGGAAUCCCGUCGCUCGAUCAACUCAGAGGAGCGUAGCGCAGACCGCAAGUGGCUCCGAUACCCCUCAAGUAAUCUUGUACGGACCGGCGCGCGACAACCCGAGCAACGUUCAAUACACUUACGUUCCCCUAGAUGAUCUUAUCGGAGGAUUAAGGAGGACAUCAUCACGUUUCUUCGGUUUCCUUAGUCGCCGCUUGCGCAGGAAUCGCACGAGCAGUCUCACUGCCGACUGUCUCGAUUGCUUCGAUUGAAGGUGCCUAGCCCGCAUUCGCCCCGAUGAAGCUCGGA
Messenger RNA from Galendromus occidentalis (western predatory mite), 706 nucleotides. RefSeq lists its product as uncharacterized. Bases 1 to 669 code for a protein of 222 amino acids. The record is from RefSeq and is a predicted model, not a curated record. The transcript is spliced from 3 exons. NCBI's taxonomy places the organism in Eukaryota, Metazoa, Arthropoda, Arachnida, Mesostigmata, Phytoseiidae.